Sorex araneus (European shrew) is the source of this 1952-nucleotide messenger RNA. Its product is annotated as collagen alpha-1(XIII) chain. NCBI's taxonomy places the organism in Eukaryota, Metazoa, Chordata, Mammalia, Eulipotyphla, Soricidae. The record is from RefSeq and is a predicted model, not a curated record. The transcript is spliced from 37 exons. The coding region runs from base 45 to 1820 and encodes 591 amino acids.
CAGCUGGGAAGCCCGGCCUCCCGGGUGACAAAGGUGCCAUUGGGAUGCCAGGACGUGUGGGAGUAAAGGGCCAACCAGGCGAGAAGGGGGCCCCAGGCGACGCCGGGAUGUCCAUCAUCGGCCCUCGCGGCCCCCCUGGCCAGCCGGGCACCCGAGGCUUCCCCGGAUUCCCGGGCCCCAUUGGACUGGACGGCAGGCCGGGUUACUCCGGACCCAAAGGAGAGAUGGGUCCUCAGGGACAGAAAGGAGAAAAGGGCCAGUGUGGAGAGUACCCGCACCGGCUGCUGCCUCUCCUCAACUCCGUGCGCCUGGCUCCGCCCCCGGUCAUUAAGAGGCGCACCUUCCAGGGCGAACAGGGCCAGACAGGCAUCCAAGGCCCCCCAGGCCCCCCGGGGCCCCCUGGACCAAGUGGCCUUCUGGGGCCUCCAGGACUGCCCGGCCCCAUGGGACCGCCUGGCUUACCUGGACCUCCUGGACCCAAGGGAGACCCUGGAGUCCAGGGCUACCACGGCCGGAAGGGAGAAAGGGGCAUGCCAGGGAUGCCCGGCAAGCACGGCGCCAAGGGGGCGCCAGGAAUCGCGGUGGCUGGGAUGAAGGGUGAGCCUGGGACCCCAGGAGCCAAGGGCGAGAAGGGGGCUGCGGGCACUCCCGGGCUCCUUGGACUCCUGGGGCAGAAGGGAGAGAAGGGCGACGCAGGAAACGCCAUUGGAGGAGGCAGAGGGGAGCCCGGACCCCCAGGACUCCCGGGGCCCCCGGGGCCAAAGGGAGAAGCUGGCGCUGAGGGCCAGGCCGGGGCCCCUGGACAGCAAGGAAGCAAGGGGGAUCCCGGAGCAGCUGGAGUGCAGGGACCCGCUGGCCCCCCGGGCGCCAAGGGGGAACCGGGCAAAGGCGAGAUGGUGGGCUACAACGGCAACAUCAGCGAGGCGCUCCAGGAGAUCCGCACGCUGGCCCUGAUGGGCCCACCUGGUCUUCCCGGGCAAAUCGGCCCACCUGGUGCUCCAGGGACCCCAGGCCAAAAGGGGGAGAUCGGGCUGCCGGGGCCUCCAGGCCAUGACGGGGAAAAGGGGCCUCGAGGCAAACCCGGAGACAUGGGCCCGCCCGGUCCCCAAGGCCCCCCGGGAAAGGCCGGGCCUGCAGGCACCAAGGGAGAAGGCGGAGAGACGGGGAGCCCAGGAGAGAAGGGGGCCAAGGGGGAGCCGGGCCAGGCGGGCUCUCCGGGUCUGGAUGGCCCAACUGGGGAGAAAGGAGAACCAGGCAGCCCAGGCAGACCAGGGGCCACAGGGCUGCCCGGCCCCAUCGGGCUGCCGGGAUUCACGGGAGAGAAAGGAGAGCCCGGGGAGAAGGGGGACUCAGGAGCAGAGCUUCCUGGGCCACCUGGGCCAGAAGGGCCUCCCGGACCUCCGGGCCUCCAGGGCGUUCCUGGACCAAAGGGGGAAGUGGGACUGGAAGGAGCGAAGGGAGAGCAAGGCAUCCAGGGAGAAAAAGGAGACCGAGGGGCGCUGGGCCUCCCCGGAGCUUCAGGUUUGGACGGCAGGCCUGGGCCACCGGGUACUCCGGGACCAACUGGAGUUCCAGGCCCAGUGGGACCAAAGGGAGAGAGGGGCAGCAAAGGUGACCCUGGGAUGACAGGACCAAUGGGAGCAGCCGGGCUUCCUGGUUUACACGGACCACCUGGGGACAAAGGAAACCGGGGGGAGCGGGGAAAGAAAGGAUCUCGAGGGGCUAAAGGGGAUAAGGGAGACCAAGGCGCACCCGGAUUAGAUGCCCCCUGCCCGUUGGGCGAAGACGGCUUACCCGUCCAGGGCUGCUGGAACAAGUGAUGCCUCUAACCUGGGAUUGGCCUGAGUGUGUGUGUGUACAUAGAAUAUUUAUUUUUAUACAGUUUUCACUCUCUGAAAAUGCCAGAAGGAUGAUGCAUAUUACAGAUUAUUAAAAAACGAAAAGAAAAAAAG